AUGUAUACUGUCGUUUUGGCCGUGGUAGGUGAUGAUGUCAUAGAGAUCCUGCAGACAUGGUGGGGUUAUAGCACUGAUACACGCAAAGUGAUGUUUCUCCUGGUGUUGCUUGCCGUCGCCACGUUCGUCGAGGAGGAUAUUUCGUCAUGCGCUUUCACUAGCGUCGGCCUCUGCGCAAGCAAUCUUGACGCCACCAACGCCUAUUCUGCCUAUUGA
This is a messenger RNA of Pyrenophora tritici-repentis Pt-1C-BFP, 216 nucleotides long. NCBI's taxonomy places the organism in Eukaryota, Fungi, Ascomycota, Dothideomycetes, Pleosporales, Pleosporaceae. The record is from RefSeq and is a predicted model, not a curated record.